AUGAGUGAAAAAUAUCACCCUUAUAGUUCAUCUGAUAAAGAAAUAAAAAAAAGAUCCAAUAAAUAUAAUAGUUCUAUUUAUGAACACUUUUUUAAAUUUAUAGAUUCGAAUGAUAAGAAUUUAAUUAAAAUGAAGUAUGUGAGAUUAUCUUGCCACAAAGAAAGUGAAAUAGAUUGGUCGUAUGUCGCAGAACAAAAAAGGAAAAAAGCAGAAACACUUGCACUUGCUAUAUCAAAACCUUUUAGUCAAGGUGUAUCAGAGGAAUUAUUAAUAGAUUUAGUAAUCAAAAAAAAUCUUCCCUUCAACUUAACAGAGGAUGAGAGAUUUAAAAAUUUUAUUUCAUCGUUAAGACCAGAGUUCAAUUUAGUUGGUGGAGAUACUAUUAAAAAUAGAAUAAUAAAAAGAUAUGAUGAUCAAGUUGUACAACUCAGAGAGUAUUUCAAGACUAUGGAUUCCAAAAUCAGUUUCUGUUUCGAUAUCUGGAGUGUCAAGGAUAUCUCUUUUUUGGGUGUAACUGGUCAUUGGAUCGAUAGUCAAUUUAAAGCUAGAAAGUGUUUGUUAGGAAUGGAGAGCCUAAAAAGCGAUAAAACAGAAAAGUUUGAUAUCUCCAAAAAGAUAAUGUGCACCACUUCUGACAACUGCUCGAACAACCACACUACAGUGGAGAACAUUGUCAAAAACCAAGAUCCUUCCAAUGAUUACAAAGGAUUCCAGGGUGGACAUAUUUUAUGUUUAAACCAUGUGAUUAAUUUAGGAGAUAAAUCAACGAAAUAUCUUUUCGAUAAAAUUCACUCCUAUGGUUCAAAUUUAAGAAACUCCAGUAACCAAACAGAUGCUUUUUUUGGAAUUUUUGAAAUUCUAAAAACUGAAAAGAAGGACAGGUUAAAGCCAAAAGUAUUGAACCCAAUCCGUUGGUCAUCUGCUUUUCAGAUGACUAGUAGAUUCAUCAGGAUCAAAGAUGCAGUUGAUUACGACAUUAAAUAUAAGAUUACGAAACAUGAUAUCCAUCUCACUACCGAUGAAUGGGAUAUCAUCAAACAAAUCAAUAAAUUCUUGGAUGGUGUGGAUUUUAUUACUUUGGCAUUACAAGGAGCUGAUGUUAAUCUGUCUUGCAGUUUACCUGUGUAUGGUCGGCUCUUGGACAUUGGAGAGGAAUGGAAAACCAAUAAGAUUCUCAAGACUGCUGCUGAAGCCUUUUGGAAAGAAAUAGAUGGUUACUAUACAACACUUGAUUAUGGAAUAGAACCAUUUUAUAUCUCAACUUUUCUUGCACCAUUCACCAAAUUAGAGGUAUUUAAAAGUGAAUUUUGGAAAGAUUAUUGGAAUAACAUAAACAAUUCAAUUGAAUCAAUUUAUACUAAAUAUGGAGGUACUAAGGGAAAUAAAACCAGUAUAGAAUCAGUCAAACCAGAGAUGGAUAGAAUGAAGUUUAUUUUAUCCACUCAAAAGAUAAUUAUUGUUGAACAAAAUGAGAAUGAAUUAUCAAAAUAUAAAAAUCUACCAACUACAUUCUCAAAUGACUCAUUGCAGUAUUGGAAAGAGAAUCAAAUUGAGUUCCCAGUUCUAUCUAGGAUUGCUAGAGACUAUCUCGCCAUUCAAUGCACAUCUACACCUGCAGAGAUUGAAUUCCGUUACAGCUCUGACAUGCUCACUAAAAAUAGGUGGUCUCUUGGGAAAACAGUUAUCAAAUCACAAAAAAAACAAUUUAUAUUAAGAAUGAAGAUUAUAAUUGAUUUAACAAAGGAAAACAAGUAUACAGAAGAAAUCAUUGAUCUCACAUAUGAAAUCAAUAACAACAGCAAUAACAACAGCAAUAACAACAACAUAAACAACAACAUCAUCCAUAUAAAUCAAUUCCAACUUAAUUUAAAGAGGAAUCUUAUGAUUUAUAUCACUGAUUUGGAAGAUUAUAUUUUCAACAAAAUAUUAGAAAAUAAAAAAAAUAAAUUUUCAACAUUAAUAAAAUAUUUUACUUUUUCGCGUCUCACCAGCAGAUUCGAAUGUAAUUUAUGUGAAUGUUUCACAAUUUCAUUAUCAAACAAAAAGGUUGGACAUUGUGCAACCUCUCAUAUUAAUGACUUACUCUACACAUUCGAUUUGAAAUGUUGGCUCACGGUAAUGGGUCUUGGCGGUCUAUUUCAUUGGAACUCGACAUUCAGGUGUCCUACUUGCUUAGGUACUGGUUCAUCUGGAAAAGUGGAUCCUGACACUCAAGAGAAGAUCGACCAUUCUACAAUUGGAUUCUUUAAGCCACCCAAAAACCCAAAGGUCGAAAUGAAGAGCUUCUCUGGUAUGGCUGCAGAACCGAGUCUUGACAUUGAUCCAACUAAAGUUCCACCAGACACGUUAUACAUGUUCAUGUCCAUUGUUAAGACUGUUUACAUCGAAGACUUCCUCAAGUGUACGGCUAAACUGACAUUGAUAACGGUCUCACCAGGUACACUCUUGCAUGGACAGCCUUAUACAUUCUAG
Molecule: messenger RNA, 2472 nt
Organism: Heterostelium album PN500
Lineage: Eukaryota; Evosea; Eumycetozoa; Acytosteliales; Acytosteliaceae
Product: Zinc finger BED domain-containing protein
Exons: 12
Coding region: 1-2472 (823 amino acids)
Molecular function (GO): protein dimerization activity
Source: RefSeq, a predicted model, not a curated record